This is a messenger RNA of Dictyostelium purpureum, 1025 nucleotides long. RefSeq lists its product as uncharacterized. The transcript has a single exon. The record is from RefSeq and is a predicted model, not a curated record. Bases 73 to 987 code for a protein of 304 amino acids. Lineage: Eukaryota; Evosea; Eumycetozoa; Dictyosteliales; Dictyosteliaceae.
GUGUUAUUCAUGAAACAAUUUUUAUAAAUACAUUAAUAAAUAUUAUUUCUUUGUUUUGAAAAAAAAAAAAGAAUGAAAAAAUAUUAUAGUUAUAGUUUUUUAAUUUUUAUUUUUUUAUUUUUUUUAAAUUUAAAAAAAAUAAAAGGUAAUGAUGAUUUCAGGUAUUAUGGUGUAAGAGUAGAUAAAAGAACAUGUCAAGGUGGUAUAGUAAAGUGUGGGGGUUAUUUUGUUAAAUUAUUAAAUACUGGUAAAGAUGAACCUGAAAUCUAUGUUUCAGAAAUUUUUCAAAUGGAUUCAUUUAUCAGUGAAGGAAAACUCCGAUAUGCUCCAGACUAUCAUGUUAUUAUUAGAGGUGACCUCAAUUUGGAUUUCCAAAACGAUGUUUAUCAGGCUGAAGCAUAUAAUCUUUACAGAUUAAUGCCUAUCCCAGGUAGGGAAUUUACAUUAAAAAAUGAUACCACCUUUUUCACAUUGGGUAAUCCACACAAUCUUUUAGUCCCAACACUACCCGAAACCGAAAGAAAUAAAUUUGAUUGUUUAAAAAAUCACUAUUCAAAGUAUGUAACAAAUGUUCAAGAGAAUUGGUUAGAGUAUUUAAUCAACACUGGUAACUCAGUAUUCACUGUAAAUAAUGAAUUAUAUAAAAGCGAAGAUGAAAAAAUCUCAUCAAAUAAAAAUAUUGAAAGCUCAAUUAAAGAUUACAAUAUAGAAUAUUUAUUUAUAUCUCUAACAAACUCAAAUAACUGCCCAAAAAAGAUGCAAGAAAUUAGAUGUGUAGAAGGUCUAGUUGCAACUUAUGUUCGUUCUUUUAACCAUUGUUAUAUUUUCUUUGAAUGUGCCCCAAGAUCAAAAGAUAAAAAUAUUUGUAUGGCCUCUCCUCCUCCACGUUGCCCUAGAAAUUACUCUUUAACAUCAAUUCCAUCAUAUCCAAAUGGUUGUUUAAAAUAUUAUUGUGAUCCAACAUUUUUACUUUACAACAUUGCAUAAAAUAAAAUAAAUAAAAAAAAUAAAAAUAAAAAAAGAUC